[Torrubiella] hemipterigena is the source of this 1746-nucleotide messenger RNA. NCBI's taxonomy places the organism in Eukaryota, Fungi, Ascomycota, Sordariomycetes, Hypocreales, Clavicipitaceae. The record is from the annotation of a GenBank genome assembly.
AUGUUCCUGCUUAAUUAUCGAUCUGUCAUCUCUGCAGGAGCGGCUCUUGUGCUGCUCACGCAAACUGCCUUCGGUCAUGUUCAUGGUUCGCAAGAAAUGACUAUGGAUAUGGAUAUGUCACCCGCUAUGAAUUCCACUGCUCCAGCGGCCCCCAAAGACUACCCGCCAACCUAUUUUGCCCAUCCUGAGCACAUGGGCUUGAUAUAUGCGCAUGUUGCCCUCUCUGUAGUUGCCUGGAUCUUUAUCUUGCCCGUUGGUGUCAUGCUUUCAAUAGCUCGCUCACGAGCUACCCUACCUCUCCAAAUAGCGUUCAGCAUUCUCAACGCUGUAAGCAUCUUCUGUGCUACGGUGUACAACGCGCGGACGCCCGAUCUAUAUCCCAACAACGCGCAUCACAAAAUUGGAUGGAUAGUCACGUUAGUUGUCUGUGGUCAAAUCUCCAUUGGGCUGUCCGGCAGCAUCGCCAAGAUCAUUCGGAAUUUUGGCAGCAAAGAGCUCUCAGAUGCGAGUGAGAGCCGGGCCUUCUUGCUUGCAGCUACCAACCCAAGGGAUCAAUCCAUGGGUUUUGAAGAUGCGCAAGACGUCAGUCCAACGUCACCACCCUUUCGCAAUAGCUCAAUUUCAACAGCAUAUGACGAGACAGCGGGUGACCUCCCGGACCCAAAGGACUACGACUUAGAAAACUAUGACGAGGCAUUCGAUGCACCACCCUCGACUAGCAAUGACAAUUUACACAGGCUGUUACCUUCUAGGCCAGUAACGGUUGUAUUUUCACAUAUGCAACGGUGCUUGGCCCUAUUUUACAAAGUCGUUGAUCGUAUUAUCCUUCCCUUUGGAUUCGUAGCCUUGGCUACAGGCAUCAUAACGUUCGCACGAUUUUUUGAGGGACAUGAGGUCUUCAGCGGCUUGGCACACUGGAUCAAGGGAGGUGUCUUCUUUUGGCUUGGACUCUUCAACCUCGGUCGAUGGUCAGGUGCCUUUGCGGAACUCGGUUGGGCAUGGAAUCGCCGUCCUCGUAAUGGUAACAAGAGAGAAGGCUGGGUUCCUACCGCUGAAUUCGUAGAAAGUUCCCUGAUCUUGUUUUACGGCUCUACUAAUAUUUUCCUCGAACACCUUGGGAACGCUGGCCAAGCAUGGUCCUCCCAGGACCUGGAACACAUGUCCAUUACGGUUCUAUUCAUUGGCGGUGGUUUGUGUGGUAUACUCAUCGAGUCUCAUGCUAUUCGGAAAUUUCUCAAUGUCAAUGUCCAUAACCGGGCCGCUCAACAGCCUUCCACUUUAAACAAUGAGGAGAACGGGCUCGAAGAACCAGAAACAUACGAUUUUUCACUAAAUCCUAUCCCAGCGCUGGUCAUCCUUAUACUCGGCAUAAUGAUGAGCUCGCACCAACAAUCAACCAUGAUUUCUAGCAUGGUUCAUAAACAAUGGGGAAAUCUCUUACUAGGAGCAUCUCUAUCCCGCGGCUUGACCUACUUUCUAAUCUAUCUUCGGCCCCCAACCUCAAUUUUUCCUUCUCGUCCUCCAACAGAACUGCUCUCUGCGUUCGGCCUAAUUGCGGGAGGCAUUAUUUUCAUGGCCAGCAGUUCUGACACCAUUGAAGGAAUGAUUCAUUACAACCUAGACGCAAUGUUUUUCUAUACUGUCACAAUGGGAUGCUCUGCACUACUGAUGGCUUGGGAACUCGUAGUGCUUGCCAUCAAAGGUUUCGCGUCAACUAGGACGGAAAACACCAUCUUUAGACGUUGA